AUGGUAUCAGAGCCUCCGCGUCGGAAUAGCUACGCCGCCGCCGUUUCCGAUGAGUCGGAUCAAGAGAGGCGUGGAGCAACGCCGAUCACUUGCUCACCAGUUCGCUCGUCGUCCACAACUGUUCCGCAGAGGAACCAGACUCCGCAACAGAGAAGUUCCGCCAUGGAAGACUUAGACAAUCCCUUCUUCCUUACUUCAAAUGGAAGUCCGAAUGUUAUCCUUGUCAGUCCGCCACUGCUAGGCAGUGCCAAUUACGCCUCCUGGUGCAUUUCAAUGAGGAUCGCGUUAGAAGUGAAAAAAAAAUGGUGCUUUGUCGACGGUAGUGUCACGGCGCCUGUCAGAGAGCAUUUCCAGUACGCAGCUUGGAGACGCAUCAAUCUUUUGCGGAGGUUCUCGCAGUGUGAUGCUCAGAAGAUUUCAGCGUUACAGAGUGAGAUUUAUGGAUUGAAGCAGGGCAAUCUAUCAAUCAACGAUUACUACACGAAAUGUAGAACAUUAUGGGAAGAGAUGAAUGUUGUAAGGCCUCUCCCUGUCUGUAAAUGUGAACCAAAGUGUUCAUGCAAUUUAGUGGAUGAAAUCAGACGUGAGCGAGACACAGAUCAAGUGAUCCGUUUCUUGCAGGGACUUAACGAUGAUUAUAGUAGCCUGAAGUCGAAUGUGUUGGUUCUCGAUCCGUUGCCUGAAGUUUACAAGGUUUUCGUUAUGGCGGAAAAACUGGAACGACAGAUCACGUUAGCCAAUCUGAACCUAAACAGCUUUGAGAUCAGACAAGCUAAUGCUGUGCAGCAAGGUCUAGGACUUACAGACGAAAUUGUAGCUGCUGUAAACUCCUACACUGGCAGAAGGAAUGGAGGUGCUAAUAAAGGGGCAAAAUGCACGUUCUGCGGAAUGAAUGGACACACCAUAGACAAAUGCUUCAAGAAACACGGUUAUCCACCGGGGUGGAUUCCGGGAUAUAAAUCAAAGGGGAAACAAACUGCAGCUGUGAGCUCCUCUUUCACAGAUAACACCGAGUCUUCAUUGUCUCCUGGAACUACAUCUGACCAGUUGAUGAAGUUGAUAUCCCUCCUUCAAGCACAGAUGGCACCACCUUCAAACACUAAAACUACAGCUGCUGUGUCAUUGAUUCCACAAUUUGACAAAGAUAUGAUGAAUCUGCUCAUGAAGGCAAAUUCAAGGGCCACAGACCACAUAGCUUGUUCUAUUGAUUUCUUUGAUAAUCAUCAUGCAACAUGUGGAGCUGAAGUGAGCUUGCCUACGGGAAAUUCAAUCACAGUAAAAAACAUAGGUGAUAUUGUGUUAAAUAAGCAGAUCAGACUGAAGGAUGAUCUUCACAUCCCAUCCUUCAGAUUCAACUUAAUCUCUGAUGCUCUUGGGACGACAGUUGGUUCGGCUAAGCUAGUGAAUGGUUUGUAUCUGCUGCUAGAUUCACCACAGACUAAGGAUGUAUUUCGAAAUAUCAUGGCAGCACAGUGUAAUAGUGGUGAAAUCUGGCACCAAAGAUUAGGACACUUUCCUAUGAAUAAACUUCAGUUUUUAACUGACAUCAAGGCUUCAAUUACUAAGAAUUUUAUUUGUGAUGCUUGUCACCUUGCCAAACACAAACGAUCACCUUUCCCUCUAAGUGUUACAACUUCGAAAGCAAUUUUUGAUCUAGUGCACGCAGAUGUUUGGGGACCCUUCCCGGUUUGUUCAUUAAAAGGGGAUUCGGAGCGUUAUUUUCUAACUUUGGUUGACGAUUACUCCCGCUUUACUUGGCUACAUUUGAUGAAAAGUAAAAUUGAGGUCAGACAGUUCAUAACAAGGUUUCAUGCUAUGGUUUUCACUCAAUUUGGCACACUGAUUAAAACAUUUCGGACUGAUAAUGGAACAGAGUUCAAUAAUGUUGAGUUCUUUGCAGAAAAGGGGAUUAUCCACCAAAAGUCUUGUGCCUACACACCGCAGCAAAAUGCAGUUGUCGAACGCAAGCAUCAACAUAUACUCAACGUAGCAAGAGCCAUCCGAUUCCAAGCAACCUUACUUCUUGAAUUUUGGGGGCAAUGUGUGAUGCAUGCUGUCUAUAUCAUCAAUAGAUUGCCCUCACAAGUUAUUGAGCUGUCCACUCCUUACUACAGACUAUAUGGCAAAGAUCCAGAUUUGAUGAGCCUUAAAGUUUUUGGAUGUCUGUGCUAUGCUUCCAAUCUGUCACAGUCCAGGCAUAAAAUGGAGCAUCGAGGUAGACGAUGUAUUUUUAUUGGCAUACCUGCUCACACUAAAGGCUAUUUGCUAUAUGAUUUGCAUGAGAAGACUAUUUUUAUAUCAAAAGAUGUGAUUUUUCAUGAGUCAUUCUUCCCGUUCUCUCAGAAAAUCUCUUCGACAAAUGCACCUGAGAUAGAACCAACUGGACCUCCCCUUCCAGUAAUUCCCAUUAACACUCCUAUGUUCUAUGAUCUAUCUCAAGUGCAGGCUCCCAGUGCUAAUUUGUCUCACAAUGCUGGCUCAUCAAACUACAAAUUCUCACCACCUCAAGUGCAGGCUUCCAGUACUGAUCCUCUUCCACAGCAGAACAGUAUUGAUGAAACAAUUGACUCUAAUGAAGCCUCACAUGAAAUAGAGCAGUGUGAUUCUGCCUCACCAGAAGGAAACAACACCACCUUUCCAGUUGAACAACCAAGACGUUCUGAUAAGCAACGACGGAUUCCAAGCAAACUUCAGGAUUACUACUGUGAUGCAGUAAUUCACAGAGGCUAA
This is a messenger RNA of Ipomoea nil (Japanese morning glory), 2730 nucleotides long. RefSeq lists its product as uncharacterized. Bases 1 to 2730 code for a protein of 909 amino acids. The record is from RefSeq and is a predicted model, not a curated record. Lineage: Eukaryota; Viridiplantae; Streptophyta; Magnoliopsida; Solanales; Convolvulaceae. Gene Ontology annotation, biological process: DNA integration. Gene Ontology annotation, molecular function: nucleic acid binding. The transcript is spliced from 4 exons.